GCAUUUUGGAGAUUUAUAUGGGAGAUUAAACAGGCUACGAGAACCUUAUUGAUAAACAUCACAAGAUGGUUAGGUUAAGACUCAAGGAUGUCUGACCCAACAUGGCCAAAGCAGUUCAAAAGGAUUAUUGUUCGAUGCAACGACUAUUUCAACAAACAAAUGACUUUAAUUACAGUUACACUGCCCCCAGGUGGACAAGGAGCACACAGCAGAGGGAGCGGCACAAAGUCCAUUGAAUUCAUCAUCAUCAUCAUCAGAAAGCUUUUUCUUCACCAUUUUCUGUCAUGGUGUAAAUUAAAAUUGUAUGUAUCCAAAGUACUAGCGGUAUCAGUACUCAGUAUCGGUAUUGGUGAGGACUCAAAAGUGAAUACUCAUAAAGUGGUCCAAUCAUUUCCUUCGUCCUGCCAACAAGUGGCUGCGACGUGGACGACAGGCGCACUUUGAGGGGGUAGAGGAGGGGACUGCGUCUCUCUCUCUCUCUCUCUCUCUCUCUCUCUCUCUCUCUUCCUCUCUCCAUCUCUCUGCGUCUCUCCUGCGCUCCCCAUCCAAAGUCGUCCGUGAUCGAGCGCGGAGGUCCGGUGGAGUUCGCGGACGUGUUCGCGACUCGCUUCCAAGUGACAGGGGAGCAUGAUGAUGAUGAUGAUGAGGAGGAUGAGGAUGAGGAGGAGGUGGCGAGGCGCGUGAGCGAUGCCGCGUUAAAAGACGUCCUCGUGUGGAUAUAAAUCUGUUCCUGCAUGAAGUUCCCAUAUGCAACAUCAACAAGAACUACUAAGUGUCAAGAACUAACAUUUCCUAGAACUUCAGAUGGAAAUGGGGCUCUUGGUUCGCUGUAGGUUAAGGACGACUCCCUCCGGCCUGGCGGCAUCUCUUAGCAUCCGUUAGCGGGUCUCAGCGUCUGUAAGCGGGUGUUGGCGAGGGGGCGGGGCCAUGUCCCAGCUGUACUACCGCCGCUCGGACAGCUCGUCGUACCGCGACCGCAUCCCGCUCAGGAUCGUGCGGGCCGAGUCGGAGCUGUCGGCGCUGGAGAAGGCCUACCUGGGAGCCGUGGAGAAGGGAGACUAUGCCAGCGUCAAGCAGGCCCUGCAGGAGGCCGAGAUCUACUUCAAGAUCAACAUCAACUGCAUCGACCCGCUGGGCCGCACGGCGCUGCUCAUCGCCAUCGAGAACGAGAACCUGGAGAUCAUCGAGCUGCUGCUGAGCUUCGGCGUGUACGUGGGCGACGCCCUGCUGCACGCCAUCCGCAAGGAGGUGGUGGGCGCCGUCGAGCUGCUGCUCAACCACAAGAAGCCCAGCGGCGGCAUGCAGGUUCCUCCCAUCCUACUGGACAAGCAGUUCUCGGACUUCACGCCCGACAUCACGCCCAUCAUCCUGGCGGCGCACACCAACAACUACGAGAUCAUCAAGCUUCUGGUGCAGAAGGGUGUAUCCAUGCCGCAGCCGCACGAGGUACGCUGCAAUUGCGUGGAGUGCGUGUCGAGCUCGGACGUGGACAGCCUGCGCCACUCUCGUUCGCGCCUCAACAUCUACAAGGCGCUGUCCAGCCCGUCCCUCAUCGCCCUCUCCAGCGAGGACCCCUUCCUCACCGCCUUCAGGCUCAGCUGGGAGCUGCAGGAGCUCAGCAAGGUGGAGAACGAGUUCAAGUCCGAGUACGAGGAGCUGUCUCAGCAGUGUAAGGAGUUUGCCAAAGACCUCCUGGACCAGACCAGAAGCUCUAGAGAACUUGAGAUGAUCCUCAACUACAGAGAUGACGUCAACCUACUGGAGGAGGAAGGCAACGGAGACCUGGCCAGACUUAAGUUAGCCAUCAAGUACCACCAAAAAGAGUUUGUAGCGCAGCCAAACUGCCAACAGCUGUUGGCGUCGCGCUGGUACGACGAGUUCCCAGGCUGGCGGCGGCGCCACUGGGCCGGCAAGUUCCUGACGUGCAUCUUCAUCGGGUUCCUGUACCCGGCGUUCGCCCUGUGCUACCUCACGGCCCCCAAGAGCCGCUACGGGCUGUUCAUCCGCAAGCCCUUCAUCAAGUUCAUCUGCCACACGGCGUCCUACAUGUCUUUCUUGUUCCUGCUGCUGCUCGCCUCGCAGCACAUCGUCACCACCGAGCAGGACCGUCAGGGUCCGGCGCCCACCACCGUGGAGUGGAUGAUCCUGCCCUGGGUGCUGGGCUUCAUCUGGGCCGAGAUCAAGCAAAUGUGGGACGGGGGUUUCCAGGAGUACGUCCACGACUGGUGGAACCUGAUGGACUUUGUCAUGAACUCUCUGUACCUGGCCACCAUCUCCCUCAAGAUCGUAGCCUACACCAAGUACAGUGGUAGUAAGCCGCGGAACCAGUGGGAGAUGUGGCACCCGACACUGGUCGCCGAGGCCGUGUUCGCCAUCGCCAACAUCUUCAGCUCCCUGCGUCUCAUCUCGCUCUUCACGGCCAACUCCCACCUGGGACCCCUGCAGAUCUCCCUGGGCCGCAUGCUGCUGGACAUCCUCAAGUUCCUCUUCAUCUACUGCCUGGUCCUGCUGGCCUUUGCUAAUGGCCUGAACCAGCUCUACUUCUACUAUGAAACCAAAGCCUCGGAUGAGAGGGGCAAGUGCAAGGGCAUCCGAUGCGUGGAGCAGAACAACGCCUUCUCCACCCUUUUCGAGACGCUGCAGUCUCUAUUCUGGUCCAUCUUCGGCCUGAUCAGCUUGUACGUGACCAACGUGGACGCCGACCACCAGUUCACCGAGUUCGUGGGCGCCACCAUGUUCGGCACGUACAACAUCAUCUCCCUGGUGGUGCUGCUCAACAUGCUCAUCGCCAUGAUGAACAACUCCUAUCAGCACAUCGCGGACCACGCGGACAUCGAGUGGAAGUUCGCCAGGACGAAGCUGUGGAUGAGUUACUUCGAGGAGGGGGCCACCCUGCCCCCGCCCUUCAACAUCGUGCCCAGCUCCAAGUCCUUCUGGUACCUCGUCUGCUGGGUCAAGACUCGAGCGUGCCGGGCGGACGGCGACGCACGACGCGACACCAUCGGCACGCUCGGGAAGCGAGCUGCGGAGAACCUGAGAAUAAACCAUCAGUACCAGGAGGUGCUGAGGAACCUGGUGAAGCGCUACGUGGCCGCCAUGAUCCGAGACGCCAAGACGGAGGAAGGCCUGACGGAAGACAACUUUAAGGAGCUGAAACAGGACAUCUCCAGCUUCCGCUACGAGGUUAUGGGCAUGAUGAAGACGGGGAGGCCCGGCCUGCCGGGCGGGCGGGACGGCGGCGUGGCCUUGGGCGCCGUCGGCCCGUCGGACUCCGCCCUGGCUUACCCCAACGCCUCUCUCAAGAUGGCCUCCUACGCUCCGACCAAGUGCAAAGUCAACCGAUUCAAGAUGGCCGCCUCCCUCCUCCACCGGGUGGCAUCGGGCGCCAGGACCCCCGAAGCCCCCAACGGGCUCCCCAAUGGCGCGACCCCUUCGCUGGGCGAUGUUCCGAGCUUCCCUAAAGACAGCGGCGACUUUGCUCUGUUUCACAAUCGCCACUGCUGCGGCGCCGCCCACCGCCCGGAGUGCGCUGCCCACCAGGCCGGCCCCGCAGAACUUGCCAGAAAAAUGUACUCUUUAUCGGAGGAGGCGGAGGAGGAAGAAGAGGCUGGAACCAGUCUGGACGUCAGAGGCGAGCAGGAAGAUGAGAGCGUUGCCUGAACUUUGACGCCUUGUCAAUCAAAGCGGGUUGACCUUCAGCGAGAGCCUCAAGGAAGCGGCGGCCGUUUGUGACGCUCGGAAAAGUCCGGUCCAGUCUCGCAGAGGCGGCACGUGGUUUUCUGUUUGCCACGUUAACAAAAACACAAACGUAACGCCGAUGUAUGCGGCCGGCCACGUAGUUUUGAAACCCGAGAGAAACAACUAUUAGCUCAAAUGCUAACAUUAUGCUACGACACGAGAGGCCGAAAAGCUAUCCGGUCGCUUUUCGUUUUUGUGCACUUUA
This is a messenger RNA of Phyllopteryx taeniolatus (common seadragon), 3943 nucleotides long. RefSeq names its product short transient receptor potential channel 4-like. The transcript is spliced from 16 exons. Lineage: Eukaryota; Metazoa; Chordata; Actinopteri; Syngnathiformes; Syngnathidae. Bases 928 to 3660 code for a protein of 910 amino acids. Gene Ontology annotation, cellular component: membrane; cation channel complex. Gene Ontology annotation, biological process: regulation of cytosolic calcium ion concentration; manganese ion transport; calcium ion transmembrane transport. Gene Ontology annotation, molecular function: inositol 1,4,5 trisphosphate binding; protein binding; store-operated calcium channel activity. The record is from RefSeq and is a predicted model, not a curated record.